Molecule: messenger RNA, 1505 nt
Organism: Sinocyclocheilus grahami
Lineage: Eukaryota; Metazoa; Chordata; Actinopteri; Cypriniformes; Cyprinidae
Product: disks large-associated protein 2-like
Exons: 4
Coding region: 118-1392 (424 amino acids)
Biological process (GO): signaling
Cellular component (GO): postsynaptic specialization; glutamatergic synapse
Molecular function (GO): molecular adaptor activity
Source: RefSeq, a predicted model, not a curated record
ACAUGUGUGUAUAUUAAAACCAUGGACUACUGAUACACACCUGCCCGUUCCUGUGUGCCUACGAUCACCAUCCGCAUUCACAUGAAGGACUGAAGCGAUGCCACGAGCCUCUGGAGAAUGUCAGCCCUAAAAAAGGUGUUACCAUGGAUACUGCAGACACAUUGCUGCCUUUUCCUUGACAAGAGUCCAGACCAGCAGUAUUCCUCCUGGUCACCAUCCCGAGAUUUCAAUGAGGAUAGUAGCCUCACUCCACCCAGGAACAUGAAGGGCUUAUCAGGUGGUCGUGCACCGCACCAGAUUCCCACACUGCCCCCGUGUGGACUGGUGGAGUGUGAGCAUCUCCAUGACCUGCACGGCAUGCAUGUGUCCGAUCUGCGCCACUCCUACCUGCUCAGCCCCACGGAGACCUGCGCCAUGGACUUUCAUCACCGUCUUUCCCCCCGCAGCUCCAUUCACUCCGACUGCAUGAUCAUGUCACCCGUGGCGCUAACUUCCACUGCCCCUGCCGACCAUAUCUCCAGCAGCACCUUUCCCAGAAUGCACUACAAUUCACAGUACUAUGACCCAGCUUCCCGGGAAGACUGUGCAGCCAUCUCCACCUCAGCCACAUCUGCCGCUGCUGCAACAUCCAUCUCUCACCACGGCAGCAGCAAGAGCAACCGCAUCCCCGCAAACCUGCUGGACCAGUUCGAAAAACAUCUUCCGCUUCAUCGCGACGGCUUCCACACACUCCAGUACCAACGCACAUCUGCCGCCCCUGGUGGGGAGCAGCGCAGUGAGAGCCCUGGUCGCAUCCGACACCUGGUGCACUCUGUCCAGAAGCUCUUCACCAAGUCCCACUCACUGGAGGGAUCGUCCAAGAUGAAUGGCACCAAAGGUGACAGUGGAGGUGGGGGAAGCCAUCACCAUCACCAUGGUAAUCAUCACUCAUCCAAGCAUGGCAGCAAGCGCAGUAAAAGCAAGGAGCGCAGGCACCGUUCAGGGACAGGGGGCUGGUGGAGCUCGGAUGACAACCUAGAUAGCGAUAGCACCUACCGCACGGCCAGUGCCUUGAGCCGCCACCAUUAUGAGCACGUAGGUCACAGUUUCCCAGAAUCCAUGCACACUCACUUUGGAGACCACUCACUCAAAACCUCCAAAAGCAACAAUGAUGUCAAGUGUUCAGCCUGCGAGGGCCUGUCCAUGGCACCGGAGGGAAAGUUCAUGAAGAGGAGUUCCUGGUCAACACUCACCGUCAGCCAGGCCAAAGAGGCCUAUCGAAAGUCCUCCCUUAACCUAGAGAAGCCCAUGAUGCAUCAGGACCUUAAACCAUCAUUCCGGUCCUCACACUACCUACAGAUAAGCGUCAAAAGUGGGACUUUUAUAUUGACAGUGCCUGAGCUUAUAAUUUGACAGAGCAGAGAACGCCAGCAUGUUUUAACAGUCCAAAAUUCCAUAUCAGUCCACCACUGAUUCCAUUCAGGUGACACAACAUGUCUGUCAAAAUAGAUCUGAAUCAAAUAAAU